This is a messenger RNA of Gongylonema pulchrum, 288 nucleotides long. The record is from the annotation of a GenBank genome assembly. NCBI's taxonomy places the organism in Eukaryota, Metazoa, Nematoda, Chromadorea, Rhabditida, Gongylonematidae.
GAAUGCGGCCGACCGUUCAAUGCGGGCUCGUUCUACGAGCAUGCCAAUAUGCCUCUUUGCGAGACCCACUAUCACGAGAAACGUGGUAGUCUCUGUGCAACAUGUCAGAAACCGAUUAGCGGGCGGUGCGUCUCGGCGAUGGGACAGAAAUUUCAUCCGGAACACUUUUGCUGCUCCUAUUGCCGCAAGCAGCUCAACAAGGGCACUUUUAAGGAAGUGGACCGGAAACCGUUCUGUCACAAAUCUGGAUACCUAUAAUUCAAUUAAUUCCAGCUGGAUUACUUAAUU